AUGUCAACAAGCGUUAAAACAGAAUUAGUAUAUGAAGAACCUUCCUUAAUAAACAUCGAAGAUUUAGAUGAUAAGCGAUUGAUAGCACUUCAUCAAAUAGAUACCGUAAAUUUUAGUUGGUUUCAUAUUCGAACAUGUAUAGUAUCCGGCAUUGGAUUUUUCACGGAUGCUUACGACUUGUUCGUGAUAAAUUUAGUUUCAGCAAUGUUGGGUGUCGCUUAUUUUGAUAAUUCCGUGGUCCCAAAUGAUGUAGAUUUAGGCUUAAAAGUUUCAGCAGCAGUUGGCACUUUGUUUGGUCAAUUGCUUUUUGGGAUCAUGGCUGAUCGAUAUGGACGAAAACAGAUGUAUGGGUUUGAAUUAUUGAUCAUGAUAAUAUGCACUAUUGGACAAAUUUUAGCGGGAAGUUCUUACGCCGUUACUGUUCAUGGGACAAUUAUUUUUUGGAGAUUUUUUCUUGGGUUAGGAAUAGGAGGAGAUUAUCCAAUGUCAGCUG
Messenger RNA from Ambispora leptoticha, 493 nucleotides. The record is from the annotation of a GenBank genome assembly. Lineage: Eukaryota; Fungi; Glomeromycota; Glomeromycetes; Archaeosporales; Ambisporaceae.